AGCUGCAACUGGGGAGCAGACUGGAGCCUCACUGUGGAAGGGACAGUGGCGACCAAAGCCUUCUCCGCCAUCCAUCCACCUCAGUCCUCAGUGCUGGCCAGGUAGGAGGACAGCAGUAAAACUGGACCAUUUUAAUUGAGUCAGUGUAACUUAAGUGGACGAGAGGAAAAGAUGUAGAAGAAGAGGGAGGGGUUGCUCUCUUGUUUGGCGGGAGGACCACUCAGUCGCCCCUCCAGGAGAGUGAAUGAGCUCAGUCACAGAGUGAACAUCCUCAGACCGUAAGGCCUCUUCCACGCAAACUGACGGACAAAAAGACAAGAAAACCCACUCUCGGUUUCCUCAAAAUGACACUGCGUGAGUUGCGCAGUCGUCAGUUUUGGCGAGCCAUGCUUGCGGAGCUGCUGGGCUCCCUGGUGUUUGUGAGUGCCGUGUUGGGCUCCUCGGUGCCCGGCUCUGGAGAGGCCCCACCAGGCCCCCUCUACCCAGCCCUGGCUGCUGGCAUGGUGGCUGUUGCCUUGGGUCACUGCUUUGGAGAGAUCAGUGGGGCGCAGGUAAAUCCUGCGGUGACCUUGUCCCUGCUGGCUACACGGAAGCUAGACCUGCUCAGGGCACUGGUCUACGUCGGGGCCCAAUGUCUGGGGGCCUCGCUAGGGGCUGGAGCCCUCUACCUCGCCCUGCCACUAAAAUCCACUGCAGAAUGCUUUGUCAGCAAGGUACCUAUGGAGUUGAACGCUGCCCAGGCUCUGGGGAUGGAGGUCCUGUCGACGUUCCAGCUAGUCUUCACAGUGUUCUCUGUGGAGGAUCAGAGGAGGCGGGAGAACGUGGAGCCAGGGAACCUGGCCAUUGGGUUCUCUGUCAGUGCUGGGGUCCUCAUGGCGGGUCGGUUCUCCGGUGGCAGUAUGAACCCAGCCCGCUCCCUAGGCCCAGCCAUCAUCACAGGCUUCUGGGAGAACCACUGGGUGUACUGGAUCGGGCCAGUGCUUGGGGCAGUUCUGGCUGCGUGGUCCCAUGAGUUCUUCUUUGCGCCCGGUGCAUCACGCCAGAAGCUGGUGGCAUGUCUGACCUGUAAGGACAUCGAGAUGGUGGAGACGGCCAGCGUGUCUCGCUCCUCCCUGUCCACCGUCACACAGACCGCCAUGAGAGCCAAGCAGACCAACAAGCAGGAGCACAACUGAGCACACUCACACACACACACCCACACACACUCUCUCACACACAC
Messenger RNA from Osmerus eperlanus (European smelt), 1219 nucleotides. Its product is annotated as aquaporin-4. Gene Ontology annotation, biological process: water transport; transmembrane transport. The record is from RefSeq and is a predicted model, not a curated record. Gene Ontology annotation, cellular component: plasma membrane. The transcript has 6 exons. Gene Ontology annotation, molecular function: water channel activity. The coding region runs from base 345 to 1175 and encodes 276 amino acids. NCBI's taxonomy places the organism in Eukaryota, Metazoa, Chordata, Actinopteri, Osmeriformes, Osmeridae.